This is a messenger RNA of Lepus europaeus (European hare), 2469 nucleotides long. It is a transcript of the gene LRFN1, whose product is annotated as leucine rich repeat and fibronectin type III domain containing 1. The coding region runs from base 178 to 2469 and encodes 763 amino acids. The record is from RefSeq and is a predicted model, not a curated record. The transcript has 5 exons. Gene Ontology annotation, molecular function: protein binding. Lineage: Eukaryota; Metazoa; Chordata; Mammalia; Lagomorpha; Leporidae.
CGCGGAGCGAGGCGGCGGCGGCGGGGCCGGGCCCCGGGCCCCCCCGGGCUGGGUACUGGCCCAGGCCCUGACUCCCUGAAGAGAGAUGAAGAAACCCAGAUUCAGAGAGGUUCAGACACUUGCCCGAGGUCACACAGCUAGUCUCACCUCCCACUCCUCCUGUCUUCUCACCGCACCAUGGCUCCGGGCCCCUUCUCCUCGGCGCUCCCCUCGCCACCACCUGCUGCCCUGCCUUUCCUGCUGCUGCUCUGGGCGGGGGCAUCUCGCGGCCAGCCCUGCCCCGGCCGCUGCAUCUGCCAGAACGUGGCGCCCACGCUGACCAUGCUGUGCGCCAAGACGGGCUUGCUUUUCGUGCCGCCGGCCAUCGACCGGCGCGUGGUGGAGCUGCGGCUUACCGACAACUUCAUCGCGGCCGUGCGCCGGCGGGACUUCGCCAACAUGACCAGCCUGGUGCACCUCACCCUCUCCCGCAACACCAUCGGCCAGGUGGCGGCCGGCGCCUUCGCGGACCUCCGUGCCCUCCGCGCCCUGCACCUGGACAGCAACCGCCUGGCGGAGGUGCGCGGCGACCAGCUCCGUGGCCUGGGCAACCUCCGCCACCUGAUCCUAGGCAACAAUCAGAUCCGCCGGGUGGAGUCCGCGGCCUUCGACGCCUUCCUGUCCACCGUGGAGGACCUGGAUUUAUCCUACAACAACCUGGAGGCCCUGCCCUGGGAGGCAGUGGGCCAGAUGGUGAACCUGAACACCCUUACGCUGGACCACAACCUCAUCGACCACAUCGCCGAGGGCACCUUCGUGCAGCUUCACAAGCUGGUCCGCCUGGACAUGACGUCCAACCGCCUGCACAAACUGCCGCCUGACGGGCUCUUCCUGAGGUCGCAGGGCACCGGGCCCAAGCCGCCCACGCCACUGACCGUGAGCUUCGGCGGCAACCCCCUGCACUGUAACUGCGAGCUACUGUGGCUGCGGCGGCUUACCCGGGAGGACGACCUAGAGACCUGCGCCACCCCUGAGCACCUCACCGACCGCUACUUCUGGUCCAUCCCCGAAGAAGAGUUCCUGUGCGAGCCCCCGCUGAUCACGCGGCAGGCGGGCGGCCGGGCCCUGGUGGUGGAGGGCCAGGCGGUCAGCCUGCGCUGCCGGGCUGUGGGCGACCCCGAGCCCGUGGUGCACUGGGUGGCCCCCGACGGGCGGCUGCUGGGGAACUCCAGUCGGACCCGGGUCCGGGGGGACGGCACCCUGGAUGUGACCAUCACCACACUGCGGGACAGUGGCACGUUCACUUGCAUCGCCUCCAAUGCCGCGGGAGAAGCCACGGCGCCCGUGGAGGUGUGCGUGGUGCCUCUGCCGCUGAUGGCGCCCCCGCCGGCCGCUCCCCCGCCCCUCACGGAGCCCGGCUCCUCUGACAUCGCCACACCCGGCCGGCCUGGUGCCAACGACUCAGCGGCCGAGCGGCGGCUGGUGGCCGCGGAGCUCACGUCCAGCUCGGUGCUCAUCCGCUGGCCGGCGCAGAGGCCUGUACCCGGCAUCCGCAUGUACCAGGUCCAGUACAACAGUUCGGCGGAUGAUUCCCUCGUCUACAGGAUGAUCCCGUCCACCAGCCAGACCUUCUUGGUGAACGACCUGGCGGCGGGCCGCGCCUACGACCUGUGUGUGCUGGCCGUCUACGACGACGGGGCCACUGCCCUGCCGGCCACGCGAGUGGUGGGCUGCGUGCAGUUCACCACGGCCGGCGACCCGGCGCCCUGCCGCCCGCUGAGAGCCCAUUUCUUGGGCGGCACCAUGAUCAUCGCCAUCGGGGGCGUCAUCGUCGCCUCGGUCCUCGUCUUCAUCGUUCUGCUCAUGAUCCGCUACAAGGUGUACGGCGACGGGGACGGCCGCCGCGGCAAGGGCACGUCCAGGGCGCCCCCGCGGGUCAGCCACGUGUGCUCGCAGACCAACGGCGCAGGGGCGCCGCAGGCCGCACUCCCGCCGGCGCAGGACCGCUACGAGGCGCUGCGCGAGGUGGCGUCGCCGGCGGCCGUCGAGGCCGCGGCCCAGGCGGCUUCCGCGGAGGCGGAGGCGGCCCUCGGACGCUCUCUGGGCGGCUCGGCCACCUCGCUGUGCCUCCUGCCGUCGGAGGAGACUUCCGGCGAGGAGUCCCGGGCCGCCGCGGGCCCUCGGAGGAGCCGUUCGGGGGCCCUGGGGCCGCCCGCUUCGGCGCCCCCCACUCUAGCUUUGGUUCCGGGGGGCGCGUCGGCCCGGCCAAGGCCUCAGCAGCGCUAUUCCUUCGACGGGGACUACGGGGCGCUCUUCCAGAGCCACAGUUACCCGCGCCGCGCCCGGCGGACAAAGCGCCACCGCUCCACGCCGCACCUGGACGGGGCCGGAGGGGGCGCGGCCGGGGAGGAUGGAGACCUGGGGCUGGGCCCGGCCAGGGCGCGCCUGGCCUUUACCAGCACCGAGUGGAUGCUGGAGAGUACCGUGUGA